GGAAGAAUCUAACAAUAAUUGCUCACCAACGAAUGGUAUGCCAAAAUCAGAUAGGAUAGUUGUUGAUGAAACGAUCAAGGGGGCUGAUAUAAGCAAGCUAAUGUCAGAGGAUGCUUUCUUCCGGUUGAAGAGUUUGGGAGCUGGCCUUCAUGAAAAGUCCCUUGAAGAACUUACAGAGAUGGCCCAUAAUUUCUAUGAUGAUACUGCACUCCCAAAGCUGGUGUCUGAUUUUGCGUCCCUGGAACUUUCUCCAGUGGAUGGAAGAACCAUGACAGAUUUCAUGCAUACAAGGGGACUUAACAUGUCCUCCUUUGGUCGUGUGCUACAGCUAGCAGAGAAGCUCCCACAUAUACAGUCUAUAUGCAUUCAUGAAAUGGUCAUUAGGUCGUUUAAGCACAUCAUCAGAGCUGUUAUUGCUGUUGUUGAUGACAUGCAAAAUAUGUCUGCAGCUAUAGCUAAGACUCUAAACAUAUUACUAGGCUCCCCCAGACUUGAAAAUGGUGCUGAUACAGAUGCACAUGUCGAGCAUAAUUUGCGAUUGAAAUGGGUAGAGAGCUUCCUUUCAAAAAGAUUCAGCUGGAAACUGAAAGAUGAAUUUGCACACCUGCGAAAAUUUAUCAUUCUGAAAGGGCUUUGCAGCAAGGUUGGACUAGAGUUGGUUGCAAAAGAUUAUAAUUUGAAUAGCCCUAACCCAUUCGACAAGUCUGACAUUAUCAGCAUUGUUCCUAUAUGCAAGCAUGUGGUCUACUCCUCAAUUGAUGGUCGAAACUUGCUGGAAUCAUCGAAGGUGGCACUGGAUAAAGGAAAACUAAACGAUGCCGUCAGCUAUGGAACAAAGAACAUACCUUCCGCUAAUACUAUCACACGACAUCCACUGGACGAGCUCAAACUUGCGCACCAACGGUGCGCCCCAGUUUCUAGUAGCCUCACUGAUAGCAUCUCGUAAUAAAGAUGAACGGGCUAAGGUAGCCAUCUGUCGUAGAAGCUACGAGAUGCAAGAUAGUGGCGUAGUAGCAGUUGUGAUGUUAUUAGCUGCCUAGAUCUUGUUUAAUUUGACAACAAGAACGAAGACGAUGAAGAGAGAAAUUAACGGUGCCUGUCUCCGCGGACACGGUGCUCGUGAUUGCAUCA
Panicum virgatum (switchgrass) is the source of this 1131-nucleotide messenger RNA. RefSeq names its product protein TSS-like. The coding region runs from base 38 to 946 and encodes 302 amino acids. Lineage: Eukaryota; Viridiplantae; Streptophyta; Magnoliopsida; Poales; Poaceae. The transcript is spliced from 7 exons. Gene Ontology annotation, biological process: organelle organization. The record is from RefSeq and is a predicted model, not a curated record. Gene Ontology annotation, cellular component: cytoplasm.